GAAUAAAUGCAAGAUGGCUCCUCAUAUAAAAACAGUCUUCUGGGUUCCCUUCAACGUGCGACUAAAUAACUCUUUACAUCUUAUUAGGUUAAAAUAUUUAUCGGCCGAGAGUUCUGAAGGGUAACUUGAGCUCUAGAUUGAUAUGCGUAUGGUACUUGGCGAUAUUUCAAGAGAGAAGAUACCAAAGAGACAAGGGGAAUAACUUUGAUGCCAUGAAUUGGUGGUGAACUCACUCUCUUUGGUAGACAGAGUUGGAGUGGUCAGAAGCACACAGCCUGGGCCUCACCUAGCUAGCAGUCGCUGCUAACCAGCUAAUGACUUCAAUUACUAUUAUCUGCGGCAUUGGAAACGUUAAGUAGCGGAGAAGAGAAAGCCUCAAAAUACUGGUUGCCUGUUGAAUGUGUGACGUGAAAGACCAUACAAUAAUUGCCCAUGGCUGUAUCAAGACUUGAUCGUUUGUUUAUCCUGCUUGAUACUGGAACAACACCAGUAACCAGGAAAGCAGCAGCCCAGCAGCUAGGAGAAGUGGUCAAACUGCACCCACAUGAACUGAAUAACCUCUUGUCAAAGGUCUUGACCUACCUAAGGAGUCCCAACUGGGACACUCGUAUAGCAGCAGGCCAAGCUGUAGAGGCAAUUGUGAAGAACAUUCCUGAGUGGGACCCGACCCCGAAGCCUAAAGAAGAGUCUUGUGAGGACUUCUCACCAGAGGACUCCUCUUGUGACCGGCUGACUUUCUACCACUUUGACAUUUCUCGUCUGCUCAAACACGGGGCCUCUCUGCUGGGAUCUGCUGGGGCAGAGUUUGAGCUGCAGGAUGACAAAAGUGGUGAGAUGGACCCAAAAGAACGUCUAGCCCGCCAGAGAAAGCUUCUUCAGAAAAAGUUGGGUCUGGACAUGGGUGCUGCUAUUGGCAUGGACACAGAGGAGCUGUUCAACGAUGAGGACCUGGACUACACCUGCCAAACCAGUGGACUUAGAGCCCAUGGAAGCAAAGCCACAGCUGGAUCCAGCUCCCACAACCACAUGCCCAUUCAGGCUGCUGAGCUGAUUGACUCAGAAUUUCGGCCAGGCAUGAGCAAUCGACAGAAGAAUAAGGCUAAGAGGAUGGCCAAGCUAGUGGCUAAACAGAGAUCCAGAGACAUGGAUCCAAAUGAAAAGAGUAAUGACAGUUUUGAAGGUGAACCUGAAGAGAAAAGAAGGAAAACCACCAAUGUAGUCAUUGACCAACCGGCAACAGAGCAUAAAGUCUUAAUCGACAAUGUUCCAGAUAACUCCAGUCUUUUAGAGGAGACAAAUGAGUGGCCUUUGGAGAGCUUCUGUGACGAGCUCUGCAAUGACCUCUUCAAUCCUUCAUGGGAGGUUCGUCAUGGUGCAGGUACAGGUCUCAGGGAAAUCCUCAAGUCCCAUGGUGCUGGGGGUGGGAAGGUGGUGGGAAGCACUGCAGAACAGAUGUUGCGGCAGCAUCAAGAGUGGAUAGAGGACCUGGUCAUCCGGCUGCUCUGUGUCUUUGCUCUGGACCGCUUUGGAGAUUUUGUUUCUGAUGAGGUGGUGGCUCCUGUCAGGGAGACGUGUGCCCAGACACUCGGUGUGGCCCUUCGCCACAUGAAUGAAACUGGUGUUUCCAUGACAGUAGACGUCCUGCUGAAGCUGCUAAAAGAAGACCAGUGGGAGGCCCGUCAUGGAGGCCUGCUUGGGAUCAAGUAUGCCCUUGCUGUUCGACAGGACUUGAUCUCUGUUUUACUGCCCCGGGUGCUCCCUGCUGUCACCGUAGGCCUACAGGACCUUGAUGAUGAUGUCCGGGCCGUGGCAGCCUCAGCCCUCAUCCCUGUGGUUGAAGGUUUGGUACAGCUACUGCCCAUUAAGGUACCCUUUAUUGUGAACACACUAUGGGAUGCUCUUUUGGACUUGGAUGACCUCACUGCUUCCACCAACAGCAUCAUGACGUUGCUGUCCUCACUGCUCACCUACCCACAGGUCCGACAGUGCAGCAUGCAGCAGUCAUUAACAGUGCUGGUCCCUCGGGUUUGGCCCUUCUUGAGACACACUAUAUCAUCAGUAAGACGGGCAGCACUAGAAACACUUUUCACGCUUCUGUCUAAAGCUGACCAGAGCUGUGCAAUGUGGAUCAACCCCAUUCUACAAGAUAUGCUUCGCCACAUCUUCCAGUCCUGCAUACUGGAGAGCAAUGAGGAAAUCCUUGAACUGAUUCAAAAGGUUUGGAUGGAGCUGCUGUCUCAGGCCCCCCAGCAGUACGUGGUAGCGGCCAGCUGUCCCUGGAUGGGUGCUUGGCUCUGUCUGAUGAUGCAGGCGUCACACAUUCCAAUAGACUUAAACAUGCUGCUGGAAGUGAAGGCCCGCUCCAAGGAUAAGGCUGGUAUAAAGGCACGUCAAGGGACCAAUCAGGUGAAGGAGACAGUCCAGGAGUAUAUAGCAGGUGCAGAGACAGUGACCGAUGACCCAGUGACAAGAGACUAUGUAGUGGUUCGUGCUCGCCUCAUGGCUGCCAAAAUGCUGGGGGCUCUGUGUAGGUGUAUCUGUGAUCCUCAGCUCAAUGCUCCAUCUCAGGAGAUCCGACCAGCUGAGUCUUUAGGCCAACUGUUGCUCUUCCACCUCAAUUCCAAGUCUGCCCUGCAGCGCAUAACUGUGGCUCUGGUGCUUUGCGAGUGGGCUGCACUGCAGAAGGAUUGCGAGGUGGUGUCGUCCAUGGUGCACCCUCGUCUCCUGGCCAUUCUUUCAGAGCAGUUGUACUACGAUGAGAUUGCCAUCCCCUUCACACGCAUGCAGAAUGAGUGCAAACAGCUCAUUGCACUGCUGGCUGAUUCCAACAUAGACGUGCAAGACCGCCUUAAUAGUAGCGUUUUCACAAUUGAUCAAGCUAAUGAACUGGUAACCUCCAUCUUCACAGAAUCGACAGCAAGUCUGAACGUGAAGUCCAAACAGUGGCAGGCCCUGGACAGUAAACGACAGCAGGCUCAAGCAACAGUGAUGGAGACCAGCACAGAAUGGCAGCAGCUGCAUCUGCGAGUCCACAUGUUUACAGCCUGUGCAGUGAUUAACCUGCAGGUGCUUCCUGACAAACUCAACCCUCUGGUCAGGCCUCUGAUGGAGGCCAUCAAGCGGGAAGAGAACACCCUUGUCCAGGGGUAUGCUGCUUCUUUUAUAGCCAAGCUGCUGCAGCAGUGUGCUGGGCGCUCGCCAUGCCCCAAUCCCAAGAUCAUCAAAAACCUCUGUGCCUCAGCCUGCGUGGACUCUGCAUCUACACCCUCAUCUGCUUGCCCUGUACCUCCCACACAGGAAAACGCUAAAGGCUGUGGCUUGGAGAAAGAUGGCAUGCAUCACAUGGUUAACAAAACCCGAGGUAUCAUCACACUGUACCGUCACCAAAGGGCAGCAUUUGCCAUCACCAGUAAAAGGGGGCCAGCCCCUAAAGCCCCAAAGACCUCCACCACAGAGCUUCCUCCUGGCAGCACCAUCAGCACUGAUAAUGAUGAGAGCAAGAAGCCGUUUCUUAUUCAGAGACGAGGGGCAGAGUUCUCCCUGACAACUGUUGCCAGGCACUUUGGUGCAGACCUCACUAAGUCUCUGCCAUACCUUUGGGAAAACACAGUAGGACCACUGAAAACAGUGGUGACUGAAAGUCAAAGCAUUGAUAGGCAGGUCCAGCUGGAUAGGGGCGACACUGCAGCUCAGGAACUGGUCAACUCUCUUCAAGUGCUGGAAGUCAUGGCUGGAGCCAUGGCUGCUGAACUCAAACCUUUGCUACUGGAGCACCUACCCCAUCUGUUCACCUGCCUGCAGCACCCAUACACAGCUGUGCGUCACAUGACAGCACGUUGUGUGGGUGUGCUCAGUAAAAUAGCCAUGCUGGAGACCAUGAACAGUUUCCUUGAGUGUGUACUCCCCUGGUUAGCUGCUAUUGAUGACUGCACCAAACAGGAGGGUGCCAUUGAGGCUUUGGCCUGUGUCAUGGAACAGUUGGAUGUGGACAUUGUACCCUACAUCGUGCUGCUUGUAGUACCAGUGUUGGGCCGUAUGAGUGACCCAAGCGACAGCAUUCGUUUUAUGGCCACUCAGUGCUUUGCUACACUCAUCCGCCUGUUGCCCCUAGAGGCAGGUAUACCUGACCCUCCAGCCAUGUCGGCUGACCUGAUCCGCCAGAAGGCCAGAGAACGCCACUUCCUGGAACAGCUAUUAGAUGGCCGAAAACUGGAGAACUACAAGAUACCUGUGCCCAUUAAGGCUGAGCUCAGGAAGUACCAGCAGGAUGGAGUGAACUGGCUGUCCUUCCUAAACAAAUACAAGCUGCACGGGAUCCUGUGUGACGACAUGGGCCUCGGCAAAACACUGCAGUCCAUCUGCAUUCUGGCUGGAGAUCACUACCUCAGGGCGCAGGAAUAUGCAAAGACUAAGGCCGCAGACUGCAGCCCCAUGCCCUCUCUUGUGGUGUGUCCUCCCACGCUGACUGGCCACUGGGUGGACGAAGUUGGCAAGUUCUGUGCCAAAGAGUACCUCAACCCACUGCACUACACUGGGCCUCCUACAGAACGAAUACGGCUGCAACACCAAGUGAAAAAACACAAUCUUAUAGUAGCCUCUUAUGAUGUUGUGCGGAAUGACAUUGACUUUUUUAGAAACAUAAAAUUUAACUACUGCAUUCUUGACGAGGGUCAUGUCAUCAAGAACGGGAAAACCAAACUUUCCAAAGCCAUUAAGCAGUUGGCUGCCAACUUCCGAGUCAUUUUGUCCGGAACGCCCAUUCAGAACAAUGUGCUGGAGCUCUGGUCACUGUUUGACUUUCUCAUGCCGGGCUUCCUUGGGACUGAGCGACAGUUUGCUGCUCGCUAUGGAAAACCAAUCCUGGCCAGCCGUGAUGCCAAAAGUUCCUCACGGGAACAGGAGGCAGGUGUCCUUGCAAUGGAGGCCCUACAUCGACAGGUCCUACCUUUUCUUCUGAGGAGGAUGAAGGAGGAUGUCCUCCAAGAUCUUCCUCCUAAAAUAAUUCAGGACUAUUACUGCAACCUGAGUCCUCUACAGGUUCAGCUAUACGAAGACUUCGCAAAGUCAAGAGCCAAGGCCAGUGUGGAGGACAGCAUCUCUGCAGCCUCUACAGAAGAGGAGGAGAGGCCGAAACUGAAGGCCACAGGCCACGUCUUCCAGGCGCUGCAGUACCUGCGGAAGCUGUGUAACCACCCGAGCUUGGUCUUGACCCCGCAGCAUCCGGAGUACAAACGCAUCACUGAGCAGCUGACGAGUCAGAACUCGAGCUUGCGGGACAUUCAGCACGCGCCCAAACUCUCCGCUCUCAAACAGUUGCUGUUGGACUGUGGUCUUGGUGGUGGUGGAGGAUCAGAGGGGGGCACCGAGGCAGUGGUGGCCCAGCAUCGUGUGCUCAUUUUUUGUCAGUUAAAGAGCAUGCUAGAUACUGUAGAGCAUGACCUGCUGAAACCCAAACUGCCUUCUGUCACCUACCUGAGGCUGGACGGCAGCGUGCCAGCAGGCCUGCGCCACUCCAUUGUAUCCAGAUUUAACAACGACCCCUCCAUUGACGUGCUGCUGCUGACCACUCAUGUUGGAGGUUUGGGUCUGAACUUGACGGGUGCAGACACCGUGGUGUUUGUGGAACAUGACUGGAACCCCAUGAGGGAUCUGCAGGCCAUGGAUCGUGCCCAUAGGAUAGGACAGAAACGGGUCGUGAACGUGUACAGGCUAAUCACGCGAGGCACGCUGGAGGAGAAGAUCAUGGGCCUGCAGAAAUUCAAGAUGAGUAUCGCCAACACCGUCAUCAGCCAAGACAACGCCAGCCUGCAGAGCAUGGGCACAGACCAGCUCCUCAACCUCUUCACUUUAGACAAGGGUGAGAAGGGCGAGAAGGGUGAGCAGUCGCCGUCAACCUCAGGGAAGGCCUCCAUGAAGUCUGUGCUGGAAGGCCUGGGAGAGUUAUGGGACCAGCAGCAGUAUGACACGGAGUACAACUUGGACAACUUCAUGCACUCCCUGAAGUAGCCAUUAUAUGACACCCGCGCAAUCUCCAUUUGCUGGCCAAGCAGGACCUGGCCAGAGCCUGAAGAGAAACUUGCUGCUGCAAUUAUCUGCUCCACUCCCACCCUAACUUGCACAAGAUAACUAUAAGGAGUCACUGAUAGCUAAUAGUUACAGUACAUGUCCCAAAGCAAUAACUAAAACAGCCAAAAUAAGAAUUAAAUCUAUUUUUAGUGCUUUCAAAUCACCAGGUAUGCUGCAACUUUUUUUUUUUUUUUUUUUUUUUUUAAAAACUGUUUCUGAAUAUUGUCAGCCAUCCCAUGUUUCCUUGUUGAGAGCAAACCACCCAGGUUUUCGACAAACCCUCUACAAAACUGCUAAGCAGACCUAAUGGUAUGAUGGCUAUGUGCCAUCUGCGACAAGCAUCUACAGCGUUCAUUUACAUCAUACACAUCAGUUAACAGCGGCUCCACUGCUGUGUACAGUGACGUUGCUGUAGUUUUUGAAGCAUACAGUGUAUCAUAAUUAUGGUCCUCCUUUAUAGUUCCAGCACCUGGUGCUACUUUUCCAACCCACUGCCUUUUUCCCAUGUUGAAUAUACAGUGUUAACUGAUUGAAACAUCAUUAUCCUCUCUGCCCCCCUACUGCUUCCCUCCUCAUCACAAGGUCUUAAACGCACCAUGAUACCCAGCUACACCUCUCAAUGCUACUCUGACUGAUGGAUACAAACAUGUUUUGUUUUUUGUUUUAUUUUAUUUUAUUUUAUUUUUUUUUACAACAAAGGGAAACGAGGUGAGAAUGAUGAGCUUGCUGGACAAACCACAGGAUGUCGACACAGUGUACUGGCUUUUUAUAGCACAGAAGCUAUUUGUGCUAUGAAAAGGUGACUCCCAUCCUCCAGAUGGCGAUAGUUUUUACUUGGCCCAGGGCGAGAUCGUUCAUGUGACCUGAGGCCAUCAAGAGGAUUUGUGGAGAGAUGAUGGAGUCCGUGUUGUGUCCAGCUCCUCCAAAUGUGGUGUAACAAAGCUGGGGCAGCACUGCACUAGAAGCAGCGUUACAGAGACUGAAUAAGGGGCCAUGCUGAAACUGGUACCUGAAACUUGCCACAAGUAUUUUAAAAAAAAUAAGAAAAAAAAAAAAGAAGAAAUAAUAGACUUGUACAUAUUUCUGUAAUUGCUGCUUUUUGUUUAUGAUGGUGGAAUUGUAAUAAAUUCUACAGACUUUUGAACUAUACAUCUUUUUUUUUUUCUUUGCAUGCGGACGGUGAUGACCAGUAGAUGGUGUGGUUAUACAUCCAAGAAUAAUAAUACUGACCUGAGUGAACUUGAAUGAACCUAAAAGAUGGUCUUAUUACUCUUCUUCUGACAGGAGUGUACAUAUUUAAAGAUCGUUUAUUGCUCUAUUACACUACACAGUCCAAAGGAAAACAUUGAACAUGGCUGCAGACACAGCAGCAGAUGGCACUUUACGGAGUUCUUGUCUGUGUUGGCCUUAAAGGCGGUAUUCACCAUUCAUUCAUGACCCAUUAAAGCCACUCAGUGGAUCUUGUGGUGAGAUUGUUUUGUCUACUUCUGUUUCCAAGGUCAAGAAUGAAGUUUCAAUUACAGCUUUUAGGCCAACGGGGAUGAGAAGUCCUGCGAUGCUGAGAAAAGUGGAAAUUUUAUGGAAGCAAAAUGUGCAGCAUAAGCAACUGAUUAUCUUCAUUGUGUAGUGAAUAACUGAAAGUUGCUUUUUGAAUUAUUUUUUUGAAAUUUAAAGUUUUACAGUAAAGUCUAACAAAUUUCUUCAAACUAUUGUUUCAGGUUUCCCAUUAAAGAUAGAAAUCAAGAAUGCAGGCUUUCCAGUCGCUUAUCUGAGCUCGUCUUUCUUGGCUCGUGUGACUGACAGAGCAGACCAGACAGGACAGGUCAGCUUAUUCACAGUUGUCCCCUUGAAUUUUUGAUGUCUGAAUUUUAUUGCAGUUUUGUUGUUGUUUUUAAAUUUAGGUCAGAAUUUCACUGAAUGAAUUUGAGCAACAUAAAUAUAUCACAUUUGAUUUUGCAAAUCACACCACUUGAAAAUGACCUGUAAAUUUCAGAGUUAUUCAUUUAAAACCACAUAAAUUUAGACACAUGGGUUUUCAAAGUAUUUCAGCUAAGUCCUUAUAAAAUUGCUAUCCAUACCGCCUUUCUUUGUCUCCGGAAUAUCUGAACAUCUGCAUCUCCUUCAGUGUGAUCCGUUGGAACACUCCGUACAACUCUGAGAUGGACUUUGUGGGGAGAUUAUACAAUCAAAUUAAAAAAAUAAAUAAAUAAAUCCAUUAUACUGACAGGACAAAUGUAAGUUACCAAAGGUAUAAUGCAAGUUAGUAUUGGUCAGCUUUUUAGUCAGUUUAGUUCAUUAACAGAGGACAGAGAGGGAAAGGAUGCCAUGCCAAAGACCACAACGUUUCACAGCGUCAUACAACUACGUUUAAUAAGAUUUGCUUAUUAGUACAGAAAAAGGAAAAAUUAAGAUGGGAACUACAAACUCAGAAGCAGUAGUAAGCAUUAGCAGCAUAGAGCUCCAUGUUUUCAAAUCACAGUUAUACUGCAAAAAGUUCAGACCAAGUCAACAAUCUCAAAAAGCCUUGUCAGGAUAGAACCAGUGUUCAAGUCAGGAAAUAAAAACCUAGAAAAUAAAAGCACAGAUUCCUUACAGAAAAAUCAAACAAACAAAUGUACAUUUCAAAAGUAGUGGGAUGUUUGUGGAAAAAAACACACUAGCAACUUUUUUUUUUAAUCUGUUUUGAGAUCACAACAUGACGAGACCUACAGUGUUUACCUACCCAGAGAACAGCCAUGAAGCAAAAGUGAAUAUACAGUAUCCGAGUCUAGUUACAUGAAAUACAUACGUUUAUCUAUAGAGAGGAAUAUAUAAAAUGGUUGCCAUCAUCCAAAUCACGAUCUGUUUCAUUUGCACAUACAUUUGUGUGAACAGUUUUUUUAUGUGAAAGAGAAACUUU
Scatophagus argus is the source of this 8965-nucleotide messenger RNA. RefSeq names its product BTAF1 RNA polymerase II, B-TFIID transcription factor-associated (gene btaf1). Bases 433 to 6006 code for a protein of 1857 amino acids. Gene Ontology annotation, molecular function: ATP hydrolysis activity; ATP-dependent chromatin remodeler activity; ATP binding. The record is from RefSeq and is a predicted model, not a curated record. NCBI's taxonomy places the organism in Eukaryota, Metazoa, Chordata, Actinopteri, Scatophagidae. The transcript has 38 exons.